Cryptomeria japonica (Japanese cedar) is the source of this 468-nucleotide messenger RNA. Its product is annotated as LOB domain-containing protein 1-like. The record is from RefSeq and is a predicted model, not a curated record. The transcript has 2 exons. The coding region runs from base 1 to 468 and encodes 155 amino acids. Lineage: Eukaryota; Viridiplantae; Streptophyta; Pinopsida; Cupressales; Cupressaceae.
AUGGGGAAAAGAAUGAUUGUUUCCUGCGCUGCCUGUCGAUUGCAACGCAAGAAAUGCUCAGAGGAAUGCAUUUUGGCUCCCCAUUUUCCUCAAGAUGAUCCGGACAAAUUCACAGUCGUGCAAAGAGUGUAUGGAACUAGCUAUGUCAUAAAACUGCUUCAAGACUUGGAGACCAAGCAAAGAGCGGACGCAGUAAACAGUUUGGUGUGUGAAGCAAGUGCAAGAGUGAAAGACCCCAUCCAUGGAAGUGCUGGAGUUAUCCAUGAACUACAGAAGCGAAUAUCUGAUUUAGAAUCUCAGUUGGCAGCCAAGCAAGAAGAGCUCACGAAUACGCGUUCAAUGCUUGAUAUGCUUGCAUUUCCCAUGUACACUACAUCUCCUGAUGUUCAAGAUGUUUUAUAUCACACUGACACAACUGAAGAUAUUGUGUAUGAGGAGAUAGAUCCAAUAUUGUGGGAGCCAAUAUGA